AUGCCACGCGCCCCUCGACGAGCAGCUCAUCAGGCACGCAACAAUGAAGUAACAACGACGCCCACACGGAAUGCUUUGAUUGCGGAAAUCCCACCCUCUAUGCUCGAAACACCGCCCCACGCGCCCUUCCUCACUUCUCCUUUACCUCCCUCAAAUAACCCGGGCGUUUCAAUUGUUGGGACCACUGCUGCACGACGUCAACACGUCCGAUACGCACCAACACCAAGCACACAUGGAAAUGGGAACCUUCAGAACGAGGUUGCUGAAGAGACGCAGGCGUCGCAGAAUGCUCUCGGCUCAACAGCUUCAGAAGGGGGUCACGCAGAGGAGCAGUCAUUACUUGAGUCCGUUCACCAUGAUAUCGAAGAUGCCAAACAACUCAAGGGCCUGCGUGACAUCUCAUCGUUAGCAACGUGGACUUUGUCCUCCACGAAGCCUGGCUGUGGGCUGGCACAACUUCGCAAUCCGAGUCCUACUUUAUUCUGGCAGAGUGACGGUCCGCAACCUCACACCCUGACGUUACAUUUCUUCAAGCUGGUUGCUAUUGUCAAAAUGAGAAUCUAUCUGGAUUUUGAGCUUGACGAGUCGUACACGCCGACGAAAAUGAAGUUCUAUGCGGGCAUGUCAGAGGGUAGUCUGGUUGAGUUCGGCACAUGGGAAGUCUUCGACACCGUCGAUCCGGACACUGGUGAGCCGCAGAAUAACAUUGAAGGUCUACGGGGCUGGAUCGACGUCCCACUUAAGGGGGUGGGCGGAAGAGAGCCACGCCACCAUGGAAUUUCGGAUAUGGGAGUCAGUCAGGGGGAACCCACGCUGUACCCUCUCAGCUCCGACCGCCAGGAGAACCCGGGAGGGGACGUGCUGAAAGCCAUGGUGGUGCAGAUUCGGAUUUGUGAGAAUCACCAGAAUGGCAAGGACACCCAUGUUCGAGGAUUUCAGGUAUUUGGACGAGACUACAACCACCAUCCAGAGAUGAAGAGCCACGUGAGGAAGACCAAAGGAGGAAAACAGAAAGAGACGCUUCAGGGUGUUGACGAUGCCGAUCGGAGUACUGGGCUCCAGAUGGCGGACUGGAUGGGUGACCCAGAGAUUCGAUAG
Fonsecaea erecta is the source of this 1098-nucleotide messenger RNA. RefSeq lists its product as hypothetical. NCBI's taxonomy places the organism in Eukaryota, Fungi, Ascomycota, Eurotiomycetes, Chaetothyriales, Herpotrichiellaceae. Bases 1 to 1098 code for a protein of 365 amino acids. Gene Ontology annotation, biological process: protein K11-linked ubiquitination; anaphase-promoting complex-dependent catabolic process. The transcript has a single exon. Gene Ontology annotation, cellular component: anaphase-promoting complex. The record is from RefSeq and is a predicted model, not a curated record.